This is a messenger RNA of Rotaria socialis, 726 nucleotides long. NCBI's taxonomy places the organism in Eukaryota, Metazoa, Rotifera, Eurotatoria, Philodinida, Philodinidae. The record is from the annotation of a GenBank genome assembly.
AUGGUAGUCACUACUCGUUCUGCAGCAAAACGUCACUAUCAGUCAACUAAUAGUUCUAUCAAUACAAUUGCAAGUGAACCAGUGGCAGCGAAACGUGUUUGUGGAAAGAAAAAACAAGAUGAACAACCAACAUCAGUAUCCAACCUUAUACCACCACCAAAAUCACACACAACAACAGCUUCAUUAACAUCGUCAGUCAUCAAUGUAUCAUUACCAACAUCAACUGUUAAGAAUAAAUCAUUGUUGGUAGUUUCACCAUCUAAUACUUCAUUUCCAUCUUCAUCAUUGUCUGACACAUUAUCUUCUAUAACGGAACAAGAUAAGCCAUCUGAAAAUAAUGAUGAAAAAGAAUUACAAGAAGAAACAAAAUGGUCAGUUGUUGUAGAUAAAAUUGAAUGGUGUAAAACUAGUCGUGGCAAUGAUCGUUUAUGUAUGGGUGGAUACACCUAUGAUUUAAUAUCUUGUUCAUUAAAAAAUAACAGUAGUCGUUAUCGUUGUUCGAAAAAAGAUAUUGGUUGUCGUUCCGUAGUUUACAUAUCUCUUGGUUCAAAUACAUUUAAAAAUUCAAAUAAUGUAGAACAUAAUCAUCCACCAAAUCAUAGUGAUGUUAAGCGUCUAUUGGUAAUGCAAAAAAUUAAAGAAAGAGUGACAACAGAACCAACAUCUGUUAUUCGUAUAAUCGAAGAUGAAUAUGUGAAACACCAUUUGACUGAUGAUGAUCGAUAA